AUGGCUCCGUACGGCAGGCUCUCUACCCUUGGUAGUGGCAAUGCACCCUUCCCAACUCGACAGAUGGCUAUCCUGGCACUUUGCCGGAUAUGUGAGCCAAUAGCAUUCAUGUCCAUCUUCCCUUACGCAUACUUCAUGGUCGAAGACUUCUCGGUUGGAAAAGGCAAGGCCGAAAUAGCCAUGUACACAGGCAUGGUUACAUCGUCAUUUGCCUUCAUGGAGUGCAUCAGCGGAAUCUUCUGGGGCCGAUUGAGCGACAGGAUUGGGCGAAAAAAGGUUCUACUUGGGGGCCUGUUCGGCACUGGGUUGAGCAUGCUUCUUUUCGGAUUUGCGCGAAGUCUGCCCAUGGCAUUGGUUGCUCGGGCUCUCGGAGGUUUACUGAACGGGAACAUCGGCGUUCUCCAAACAACGGUUGCGGAGCUGGUGACGGAUGAAAAGCACCAACCGCGUGCUUAUUCCAUUAUGCCUUUCGUAUGGUGCCUUGGCACUAUCAUCGGCGCAACACUUGGCGGUGUCCUUGCACGUCCCGCGAAGGCAUGGACACCUUUCGUUGGCACCAUUUUCGAAACAUACCCGUACCUUCUUCCGAAUCUGGUUUGCGCUGCAGUGGUGGUGUUUGGGCUGGCUGUUGGUAUCCUCUUUUUGGAAGAGACGCACGAAGAUCGGAAAUUCGACCGGGAUUCUGGAUGCGCGGCAGGGCAGUGGCUCCUGCGAAAAGUCUGGAAGCGAGAUGUACCCGCGACAUUUUCCGACAAGGAUGCGCUGCUUGACGAGAUGAGGAGCAUGCUCGCAGAUCACGACAGCAAACCACAAGGCUUCCAAAGCAACAACAGCUCGCCAACCCUGUGCAGCACCCGUACUUCAAUUUCGGAACCGCCUUCAUUUUUCCUCGACAAGGAAGCGCCACAAGCGCCGACUCUUCGACAGGCCUUCUCGAAGCAAGUGUGUUUGAACAUUGUGUGCUACGGCAUCCUUGCCUUCCACACAAUUUCCCUGGAACAACUCCUGCCUAUCAUGAUGUCGAAACAAGUGCCAAAGCACGAGGCGCAGCAACUCCCAUUCUACUUCUCCGGAGGAUUCGGCUGGACGACGCAGAAGACAGGAGGGUUUCUGGCCAUGCAAGGUGCUCUCCAAAUGAUUGCCCAGGUCUUCCUCUUCCCCUACCUCAGCAAGAAGCUUGGGAGUCUGCGCACAUUCUGGAUCACCCUAUCUUUGUACCCGCUUCUUUACAUCCUCGCCCCCUACCUGGCGCUCCUUCCGACAAACCUUCGAACUCCCGGCCUUAUGGUGCUGCUUGUGGCCAAAGUCACGUUCCAAUCGCUUUCCUACCCAUCUCUCGCCAUCAUCUUGGCCAAUUCUUCGCCAUCGAAACGAGUUCUUGGAACGUUAAACGGGGCCGCUGCAUCGGCAGCCAGCAUCUCGCGCGGUUUCGGCCCAACAAUAUCCGGUGCCAUGGACAGCUGGGGUGAGCACAUUGGCAUGUCUGGCCUCGCUUGGUGGACAAUCGCAGGUGUCGCGUUUCUCGGCUGGGCACCAGGUUUCUUCCUGCAAGAGGGCAACAAGCGAUCGAUCUACGCCAGAAUACCCGAGGACGAGGAGUCGCUGGCCGACUCCAUGUCCGACACGGCGUCCAUCAUCACACUCACGGCCGAUGAGCCCGUGGAAACGGUCCUCUCCAAAUAG
Messenger RNA from Dothidotthia symphoricarpi CBS 119687, 1683 nucleotides. RefSeq names its product MFS general substrate transporter. NCBI's taxonomy places the organism in Eukaryota, Fungi, Ascomycota, Dothideomycetes, Pleosporales, Dothidotthiaceae. Gene Ontology annotation, biological process: transmembrane transport. The coding region runs from base 1 to 1683 and encodes 560 amino acids. The transcript has 6 exons. Gene Ontology annotation, molecular function: transmembrane transporter activity. The record is from RefSeq and is a predicted model, not a curated record.